AUGUCAUUUUCAUUUUCAUCAUCUUCUUCUCUACUGUCAGCAAGAAGAUCCAUUGCCACUGCUACAGGGUCGCUUUACAUGAAUGCCGGUGGUGGCCGCGUCUCCUCGGCAGUCCAAGACAAGGAUACUAUUGCCAAAUCGUCCAAAAAGGGCAAGACGAAGCCCGUCGUCAAAUUGGACACGAACCCACCCAAGGGUACUCGCGAUUUUUACCCCGAAGAUAUGCGAUUACGAACGUGGCUCUUUGAUCAAUGGCGUGCCGUGGCCAAGACCUAUAGUUUUCUGGAAUACGAUGCUCCCGUGUUGGAGAGUGAAUCCUUGUACACCCGCAAGGCAGGAGAAGAAGUCACACAACAAUUGUACAAUUUUGUCGACAAGGGGGAUCGGGCCGUGGCGCUGCGACCCGAAAUGACACCCUCCUUGGCUCGCAUGGUCAUGGCCAAAAAGGGAGGAUUGCCACUCCCUCUCAAAUGGUUCUCCAUCCCGCAAUGCUGGCGCUACGAACGCAUGACACGAGGACGAAGACGAGAACAUUUUCAAUGGAAUAUGGAUAUUUGGGGUAUAGCCGGUGUCGAGGCAGAAGCAGAUUUACUCUCGGCCAUGGUGGCAUUUUUCAAACGAGUUGGUUUGACCAGUGAGGAUGUUGGUAUCAAGGUCAACUCGAGACUGGUGAUUGCCGAAGUGUUGACCGAAUUGGGAAUUCCCGAAGACAAGUUUGCCGCCACUUGUGUUUUGAUUGACAAAUUGGAAAAGGUUCCAUUGGAUGCCAUUCAAGGAGAUUUGGAAGAACUUGGAUUGGAUCGAUCCGUCAUUGAACAGUUGACACAAGUACUAACCAACAACUCCAUUGAAGGAUUGGAAGAAACUCUUGGUCCUGACUCGGAAGCCAUUCAGGAAUUGAAAAAGCUGGUGGAGCUUUGUGAAGCCUACGGCAUUGACGACUGGAUUCUCAUUGAUGCCUCUGUCAUUCGAGGUUUGGCGUAUUACACUGGAAUUGUGUUCGAGGCCUUUGAUCGGAAAGGAGUGCUACGAGCCAUUGCUGGCGGUGGCCGGUACGAUAAACUGUUGGAAACAUUUGGUGGGGAUCCCACGCCAGCAGCUGGCUUUGGAUUUGGAGAUGCCGUCAUUGUGGAACUGCUCAAAGAACGAAAUGUCCUGCCUUCCUUUGAAAGCUCUGGUACCGAUACGGUGAUUUUUGCAAUGAACCAAGACCUCUAUAAAGUGGCUUUGGGUGUGGCGACUACGCUACGGGAAAACGGACAAAGUGUCGAUGUUGUUUUAGAACAAAAGAAACCAAAAUGGGUCUUCAAGCACUCGGAUCGCAUUGGAGCAAAGUACUGUGUAAUUGUGGCACCCGAUGAGUAUGAAAAUGGUCAAGUCUCGGUCAAAGAUUUGGAAUCUGGAGAGCAAACGGCAGUCAUGAUUGACGCUCUGCCAGAGUGGGUUCAAGGCACUGACUGA
Seminavis robusta is the source of this 1461-nucleotide messenger RNA. Lineage: Eukaryota; Bacillariophyta; Bacillariophyceae; Naviculales; Naviculaceae. The record is from the annotation of a GenBank genome assembly.